Molecule: messenger RNA, 1861 nt
Organism: Ochotona princeps (American pika)
Lineage: Eukaryota; Metazoa; Chordata; Mammalia; Lagomorpha; Ochotonidae
Gene: APLNR
Product: apelin receptor
Exons: 1
Coding region: 374-1498 (374 amino acids)
Biological process (GO): immune response; G protein-coupled receptor signaling pathway
Cellular component (GO): membrane
Molecular function (GO): G protein-coupled receptor activity
Source: RefSeq, a predicted model, not a curated record
GGGGAAAAAAAAGUGGGCUGUGACUUGAAGAUCUUAAGACUCACCAGUGAGGGGCUGGGCUGGAGGUGGGAGGAGGGAGUGCCUGGAGUGUCCGAGGAGACAGACCCAGGAGGGUGCAAGGAAGUGCCACAGCUGAGACUGGGGCAGGGCCCAGCGAGUGGAGGCCAGUCUGCAGGACAGAGGCCCCUACUCCUCGGGGUCUGGCAGCCAGAGGCCACCCCUCAGACUGUGUGUGGGAACGGUUCUGGGCACCGCGCACCCUUCUCCUCCCGAGGCUCACCCUGGAAGCUCAGGGUGCCUGCUGAGUCGGUGAGGGGACCACAGAGCUGAUCCCGGCGAAAGGACCUGCCUGUCUGUCUCUCCGCUCCCCAGCAUGGAGGAAGGUGGGGAUUUUGACAACUACUAUGGGGCGGACAACCAGUCUGAGUGUGAGUACGCAGACUGGAAGUCGUCGGGGGCCCUCAUCCCUGCCAUCUACAUGCUCGUCUUCCUCCUGGGCACCACGGGCAAUGGCCUGGUGCUCUGGACUGUGUUUCGGACCAGCCGCGAGAAGAGGCGCUCGGCCGACGUCUUCAUUGCCAGCCUGGCGGUGGCCGACCUCACCUUCGUGGUGACCCUGCCGCUGUGGGCCACCUACACGUACCGGGACUACGACUGGCCCUUCGGCACCUUCUCCUGCAAGCUCAGCAGCUACCUCAUCUUCGUCAACAUGUACGCCAGCGUCUUCUGCCUCACCGGUCUCAGCUUCGACCGCUACCUGGCCAUCGUGAGGCCGGUGGCCAAUGCUCGGCUGAGGCUGCGGGUGAGCGGGGCAGUGGCCACGGCGGUCCUGUGGGUGCUGGCCGCCCUCCUGGCCAUGCCCGUCAUGGUGUUCCGUACCACCGGGGACCUGGAGAACACCACCAAGGUACAGUGCUACAUGGACUACUCCGUGGUGGCCCCCUCCAACUCCGAGUGGGCUUGGGAGGUGGGCUUGGGGGUCUCAUCCACGGCUGUGGGUUUCGUGGUGCCCUUCACCAUCAUGCUGACCUGCUACUUCUUCAUCGCCCGAACCAUCGCCGGUCACUUCCGCAAGGAACGCAUCGAGGGGCUGCGGAAGCGGCGCCGGCUGCUCAGCAUCAUCGUGGUGCUGGUGGUGACCUUCGCGCUGUGCUGGCUGCCCUACCACCUGGUGAAGACGCUCUACAUGCUGGGCAGCCUGCUGCACUGGCCCUGCGACUUUGAUCUCUUCCUCAUGAACGUCUUCCCCUAUUGCACCUGCAUCAGCUACGUCAACAGCUGCCUCAACCCCUUCCUCUACGCCUUCUUCGAUCCUCGCUUCCGCCAGGCCUGCGCCUCCAUGGUGUGCAGGGACUCGCUCCACGGCAGCAGCGGGGAGAAGUCGGGCAGCUACUCUUCCGGGCACAGCCAGGGACAUGGUCCCAACAUGGGCAAGGGCGGAGAGCAGACGCAGGAGAAGUCCAUCCCUUACAGUCAGGAGACUCUGGUGGUGGACUAGGGCUGGGCACGGGGCUGGGGCGGGGGAAGCCUGGAGCCCUCAGCCUGCCCUAGCCUCUCCGGGAUCUCUGAGAAGCAAGUGGCGUGCUGCCCAGCCCUCUUGCCCCUGCUCCCUGUCUUGGGUUUGUCCUCCUCUUACUCUCCUACAUUCUUUCCCAGAGGUUUGUGGCGUGGUUGGAAGGGAGGCUGAGGUCAGCCAAUCCUUGCUCAGUCACUCUGCGCACAUCUAUCUGAACCCUGCUGGCUCUCUCAGAAGCUGUUGGAGUUUUCUUCUCUUUUUCUGCAAGGUGUAUGGCUCAAUCCUUUCUCUCUGGGCUCCAAUCCCCUCUGUCCUGUUUGUCUCCUGCCCUCACACCUUUCCCUC